ACCUCGAUUGUCUCCCUUUAUAACUCUUUAUUUGUUUUGACAUUUACAAACAUGUGGAGUAAAAAUAUUCAACGUUUUACACAUUCUGUAAGACUGACGAGACAAGCAAAAUGUUUAAAAGCUCCACGAUGCUGUUGUUUGUCCCGUUGCUCAAGUUCACAGCUACACACAUCACCACACACGCAGCAAAAUCACAACCAGAAUGAGACUGAAGAUAGGUCACGGUCAUAUAUGAUAGCUGUUCUAGCAGGACUAGGAGUUUCCAUUACAUCUUAUAUGGUCUGGAAUGAAAGAAAGAAACUACAUGCAAGUAACGGAGCUUCUUCCAAAAACACGAAAACUACCUCACAGUCAGAGGAGAAGUCUCAAACAGACAAGCCAACAGACAAGUCUGAAAAAGACACAAGUGUUGGUGAAGAAUCUAUAGCAGACAGCAAUACUAAUGCUUUAAUUACAAAUGCAGAACAAUUUGAUAAACAAGAAGAAGAAAUAGAUUGGUCUAAGGUACCAGAAAUACCAAGUCAUGUACCUUAUUUACUAAUUGGAAGUGGUAUAGCAUCAAUAGAGGCAUUUAAAGCUAUCAAAACUACAGAUCCAAAAGCUAAGGUUUUAAUGAUCGGAGAUGAAGAUUAUUUACCAUACUGGCGUCCACCUUUAUCAAAACAUUUCUGGUAUGAUGAAAAUGAAGAUGCUGCGAAAGAAUUUCAAUAUACAAAUAUGAGAGGCAAGAAGUCUACGAUAUUUUUAUUAGAGGGUAUAUACAUGGAGCCUAAAAAAUUGCCUUUCUCUGAGAGAGGGGGAUUGGGUCUUCUUAAAAACACAAGGGUUGUUCAGCUAGAUUCUGUAAACAAAAGAGUUAUGUUAGACAAUGGAUCAGAAAUAACAUUUGAUAAAUGUUUAAUUGCUACAGGCGGAUAUCCUAGAAAUGAUGAAGUGUUAGAAAAAGCUGGUGAAGAUGUUAAAAGUAGAACAACUUUAUUUAGGAAUUAUAAUGAUUUAAUAUCAUUAAGUGAUGCAGUAAAAUCAGCAAAAUCUGUAGCUGUGAUAGGCGGAGGAUUUCUGGGCAGUGAACUUGCUGUAGGCAUUUCUUAUAGAGGUUACUCAAAGGGUCUCAAAGUACAUCAGCUGUUUCCAGAGAAAGGAAUCAUGGCAAAAGUUCUUCCUGCAUACCUCAGUGAUUGGACAACACAGAAAUUUAAAGACGAUGGUAUUGAUAUUAUGUCUGAAGUUAGUAUAAAGUCUGCAGUAUAUGAAGAUGGUAAGGUGAAAUUGGGUCUCAGCAAUGGCAAACAUUUACAAGUGGAUCAUGUUGUAGUUGCUGUGGGUAUAGAACCUAACACUGAUCUAGCAUACAGUGGAGAUCUAGAGGUAGAUGAUCAGUUUGGAGGAUUCCGUGUCAAUUCCGAGCUCCAAGCUCGCUCCGAUAUCUGGGCAGCUGGUGACUGUGCAUCAUUUUAUGAUGUUAAACUAGGACGACGGCGUGUAGAACACUUUGACCAUGCCUCAAUGACUGGUAGACUGGCAGGAUUUAAUAUGGCAGGAGAAAAUAGACAUUAUAGACAUCAGUCCAUGUUUUGGUCUACAUUAGGGGGAGUGGCUGACUAUGAAGCUGUGGGCUUGGUGGACUCGAGACUGGAGACUUUUUCAGCAUUCAGAAAAUCUUAUCCCAAAGAG
This is a messenger RNA of Ruditapes philippinarum (Manila clam), 1674 nucleotides long. Its product is annotated as apoptosis-inducing factor 1, mitochondrial-like. The annotation marks the transcript as partial. The record is from RefSeq and is a predicted model, not a curated record. NCBI's taxonomy places the organism in Eukaryota, Metazoa, Mollusca, Bivalvia, Venerida, Veneridae. The transcript has 15 exons. Gene Ontology annotation, molecular function: FAD binding; NAD(P)H oxidase H2O2-forming activity; protein dimerization activity. Gene Ontology annotation, cellular component: cytoplasm; mitochondrion. Gene Ontology annotation, biological process: mitochondrial respiratory chain complex assembly; apoptotic process.